CCUCAGUCUUUUUUAUCUUCUUCCACCUCCAAUGGAAUUUGUUUUUGCUUUCUCUUGAUAAAGAAAGACCACAUAUUUUCAUGGAAGAAAAUGCGAGUCUCAUCAUCUGGGAAUCCAAUUCCAUAACUUCCAUUCCAAACUUACUACUUUCCGAAACCAUGACCAACUUUUGUGCUUCAAUUUCCUCAAGCCCUCUGUUUUCCAGCAUUGUCGCUCUCUGCGCUCUGAUCCUCGUCUACUUCCCCAACCAUUUCCUCCAGAUCAUUUUCUCGCCGGUCCUGAUCAUCACCGGAUUUCUCCUCGUCUCGAUUCUCCGCCUCGGCGCAGUUCAGAGAAUCGAAACGGAAGGCGAUGAGCUAAAAGAAAAGGAAACCAAUCGCUCUGUGCUCGAAAGCGAAGAAAACAGGGGAAACUGCAAUGGAGUCCAAGAACAAAUCCCAAGUUUGCAAGAGGACCAAGAUCAAAGAUUUUUGGACUACCAAUCUGAAACAGACUCCGAAGGUGAAGCCGGUUUCGACCCGAAGCCGUGCUUCGAAGACUUGUUCGUCGAGUGGAACGUGAAGGCGCCACUGGAGGUCAUUUAUGAAGAGUACGAAGGUGAAGAAGAUGAGGUGGAACCGAAUGGAAACGAUCCGGACUCGAAUCGAAAGGAUGGAAACCAAGUUCUGGGUCUUGUGAAGCACCCUUCGUUGUCGCUGUGUUACCCGGAGUCGGACUCGGAUAGCUCGUCGGAUGGUGGGUUUUCGGUGCCCGGAGUGUGGGACUCGCCGGAUGCGAUGUGUUUCCGGUGGGAGGAUGAUAGAGAAGGGCUGAUCGAGAUUGCUCUGGACGGCAAUUCAAAGAGAGGCGAAUUGGAUUUUCGGGUUGAUCACGAUCACGAUGAAGAGAAUUUGAUAGAGAUUGAUAUAUCUCCGACGAGAAAACAAUGAAUUUUGCGACGACAAAUGGCAGUUUGACGGCGAGCUUAGGUUCAGCUAGUGUUGGAUUGGUAAUGAGAUUAAUAUCAAUACAAGAUGGAUAUGUUUUUUGUUCCAAAAAAAAAAGAUGGAUUAUGUUUUCUUGUUUUAUGCACAGUAAUCAACAUCAGAUUAAUUUAAAGGCUUUUAAACAGAAA
Molecule: messenger RNA, 1114 nt
Organism: Pyrus x bretschneideri (Chinese white pear)
Lineage: Eukaryota; Viridiplantae; Streptophyta; Magnoliopsida; Rosales; Rosaceae
Exons: 1
Coding region: 81-929 (282 amino acids)
Source: RefSeq, a predicted model, not a curated record